Molecule: messenger RNA, 1302 nt
Organism: Stylonychia lemnae
Lineage: Eukaryota; Ciliophora; Spirotrichea; Sporadotrichida; Oxytrichidae
Source: the annotation of a GenBank genome assembly
AUGUCACUUACAUCAAAGAAACUAUUUAAGAUUGGAAUAACUGGGGGUAUAGGUAGUGGCAAAUCUAAGCUGCUUGAGUAUCUCUCAACAAUCCCAAGGAUAUAUACAAUCAAUCUAGAUGUAUAUGGCCAUGAAAUAUAUAAACUAAACCCGUUGGUUCUAAGGAAUCUCUCUACUAUGUUUGGAAAAGAGGUAUUAAACUAUGAUAAAAGUCAGUAGCCCAUGAGAGAUGAUAUAUUAGGGAUAAAUAGAUUGGAACUAGGAAAGUAAGCUUUCAAGAAUGAGUAUAAUUUAAAUGCACUUAAGUCUUUGGUAUCACCAGAGAUCAAGAGACUUCUUAAGGAGUCAAUAAGUGAAGUAGAAAAUAGAUUUUAGGAUUAAUAUGAUGUGAUUGCAGUUGAAGGUGCUGUGCUAAUAGAACAAAAGACGUUCGUUAUGUUUGAUGAGCUCUGGGUUACCACUUUAGAUAAGCACGAUGCAGUAAAAAGAGUCAUGAAGAGGAAUCCGGAGUUAUCUGAAAAAAAUAUUAACGCUUCCCCCUCAAAAUCCCACCUUUCCUCUCCCAUUAAAAAUUCCAAUGCUAUGGUUAAUAAGAUCUUUCCCUUGAACAAGCAAGUUAUCUUAUCAUGUAGGAAACUCGAGACAGGUCCAUUGGAAAACUACAUUCACAUGGCUACCUUGAUUCACAAGAUCAACCUGCUCUUACUUGAAUAUGAGAAUAUCAAGCAGCUAAGAAGUAUACUAUAAAUCGUUUUCUCUAAGUAAUUACUAAACUCAAUUAUUGACUUUUGCAUGAAUACGGAUCAUUUCGCUUAGUUUGGAAUAAGACUUCUAGAAAUCAUGAGUCUUGAGUUUGCACUUGUUAUUGCUAAAAGUGAUGCUGUCUCAGUCAUAUUUGGGCUGCUAAGAACUAAUGACUAUGAGACAGUUGUGCAAUGCUUAUCUUUUUUAAGAGUACUUAUUUCAAACUCAAUAGUAAAUGAAAAGAUCAAGGCUAGUGAUAUUUUAAAUAAAAAACUGUUGGUAUUAGUGAUGAAGACUGUAUAAAAGUAGCCUGAAAUUGAAUAUCUUGCCUGCUUGGUUGAUAUUGUUAAUCUCGUGGUGAAUGACAAAGAACUGAGGUCUUAAAUCCUAACGACAGUUUUAAAAGAAGAUGAAAACUAAAACAUCAAAAUUGAUUAUCUUAAGUUUCUGAAGACUAUUGAGUCCAAACCAGAAAUAAAAUCAAUUAGGGACUUAAGCAAGAAAAUUUCAAGAUAAGUUAAGGAAUUAGAAAUAUGGAAUAACUCAGUAUCUAAAUGA